Molecule: messenger RNA, 2612 nt
Organism: Paralichthys olivaceus (Japanese flounder)
Lineage: Eukaryota; Metazoa; Chordata; Actinopteri; Pleuronectiformes; Paralichthyidae
Gene: tbx1
Product: T-box transcription factor 1
Biological process (GO): cell fate specification; positive regulation of DNA-templated transcription; regulation of transcription by RNA polymerase II
Cellular component (GO): nucleus
Molecular function (GO): RNA polymerase II cis-regulatory region sequence-specific DNA binding; DNA-binding transcription factor activity, RNA polymerase II-specific
Source: RefSeq, a predicted model, not a curated record
CUCAGAUGACACCACCCCGCCACCGACCGGGGCAGAAACAAGGGAAGCUCAUUCUCUCUCUGUCUUCGCUGCGGAUGAACUAUGUUUUGACACCGGGACGUGUUCGGGGCUUCAUCAGAUGAAUUAGAGCACCGCGGAAACCUCUCGAGUCUUCACAGUAGCAGUGGGAAUACUUUGAGAACAGUCCGCCGCCUCAGACGCUGACACCCACCGAGCGCCGGUGGCGGAAUGUGAAAACCUCAUUUUGGCGCAUGUUCCUCUCCAUUGUGCGCUGCCUUCUCCUGCUUUCUGGAAAGCGGGGGAGGAGGAGGGACGGCUUUUCCCCCGACUCGAUCCCUUGCCUAUGGACGACGGCGGUCCCCUCUCUCCAAAGGCAAAUGCUUUCAGUAUUGCCUCUCUGAUUUCGGCUGCAGAGCAAGCAGGAAACGCAGCGUUCGACAAACAGAGAACCGGCCUAGACAAGCCAGACCUGCAUAACCACAGUUCCUUUAAAAUGCACUACAGCACAGUGACCCGGGAAAUGGAAGCCAUAUCCAGUCCGUGGCUGACGCAGCUGUCCCAUUUUUGCGAUGUUGCAGCCUUCACGACGAGCAGCCUGAGCAGCCUCAACACGCCGGGGGGCUACCACCUCUCCCCGUCCCCCGGGGACCCCUACAUCCAGCAUGAGGCCCACUUCGAGCCCUGCCCGGCCGCCCAGCACAGCUACAACUACCCGGGCUCUAACCCGGGCCAGGCCCCGCCGAGCGACAGCGGGACUCCCAACUGCUCGUCGUCGUCCUCCAGCUCCACACCGAACAGCAAAGCUAUGGUGAAGAAGAACCCGAAAGUGGCCAACAUCAACGUGCAGCUGGAGAUGAAGGCUUUAUGGGACGAGUUUAAUCAGCUGGGAACGGAGAUGAUCGUCACCAAGGCCGGCAGGAGAAUGUUUCCAACUUUCCAAGUGAAAAUAUUUGGGAUGGAUCCGAUGGCAGACUACAUGCUCCUGAUGGACUUCCUGCCUGUAGACGACAAACGUUACAGGUAUGCUUUCCAUAGCUCCUCGUGGUUAGUGGCGGGUAAAGCGGACCCCGCCACUCCGGGCAGGGUCCACUACCACCCGGACUCUCCAGCCAAAGGCGCACAGUGGAUGAAGCAGAUCGUCUCUUUCGACAAACUCAAGCUCACCAACAACCUGCUGGAUGACAACGGACAUAUCAUUCUGAACUCUAUGCAUCGCUACCAGCCCAGGUUCCAUGUGGUCUACGUGGACCCCCGAAAGGACAGCGAGAAAUACGCAGAGGAGAAUUUCAAGACCUUUGUAUUCGAGGAAACGCGCUUCACGGCGGUCACAGCUUAUCAGAACCACCGGAUCACACAGCUGAAGAUAGCCAGCAACCCUUUUGCAAAGGGCUUCAGGGACUGUGACCCAGAGGACUGGCCCAGGAAUCACAGGCCAGGCUCUCUGCCAAUAAUGAGUGCCUUUGCCAGAACAAGAAACCCAAUGUCAUCUCCACCUCAGCAGAACGGCACAGAGAAAGAGGACAGUAGACGGGAAUAUGAUCGAGACCCCAGCGGCACGCCCAUACACGCUGAUCCGGCUCACCAACUCAUGUCCCGGGUCCUAAGCCCUGCCCUGCCUGUCCCGGGAGGCCUCCACGCCGUCCCGCUCACCAGCGGCCGGCCCAGCCCUCCCCAUGACCUUCGAUCAGACCCCCACACUUUACCCCCGGACACCCUGCACCACCACCCUUACAAGUACCCCACCACCUAUGAACACUACCUGGGCGCCAAGACCAGGCCGUCGCCCUACCCUAUACCCAGCAUCAGAGGACACACAUACCAUCACCACAUGAACCCAGCUACAGCUAAUAUGUACUCAGCCACAAGUGGCCCCUCUAACUACGACUACGGGCCCAGAUAAUGACUGCUGUCCACUGGGGCUAACAGCACGCAGCACUGUGGGGAUGGAAAAAGGCAGGAAAGGUGACACAGUUCUGUCUAUUAGUGGCUUACACAACCUGUGGGUGUGUUACAGGCUGAAACUCCUCUCUGCUGGAUAAAACCCUGCCGUAUUUAUUUAAAGGAAAUGCAUCUUUGGGGUAAACAUGGCCACCUGCUCUGAGCCCUUGACGGGGUCUGAUUUGAACCCUUUGAACCCCAAAGACAACAGCUCCACACCAGGUCGCCUCUUACCUGAGCGGUGCGGACAUUGAGCCAGCAAACACAGGAGACAGGAGGGACCUCUCCUUAUCACAGACAAAACUUUUCAUCACAGACUGGAACUGAUUUUUUUCUUUGUGUUGGAUGCACUUUUUGAUUUGCCUUGUUUUUAUUGCUUUCAAAAAAGCCAUAUGUUAUAUAGUCCAUCAACCUUGUAGGUAGACGAGAUGUUUGCAUGUUGAGCUCAUCAGAGGGGGUGUCGAAACACAUCAAAUGUUUUUGUUUGAGGAAAAAAAAAAAAUUGGAUUUAGAAACAUCCUGAACCUUUUUGAGCCGCUCUGAGAAGCUUGCACCAUGGCACUGACUUGCAGCAAUACAAAGUAAAUAAAUGAAGCAGAAUGACUGUUCUGUAUCUGUAAAAUAAACAUUUAAUUCUUGUAAUUCAUAAAGAGGUUUGUUCUUUGUGCCAACCU